Messenger RNA from Austrofundulus limnaeus, 3971 nucleotides. Its product is annotated as inward rectifier potassium channel 2. The transcript is spliced from 2 exons. Gene Ontology annotation, cellular component: plasma membrane. Gene Ontology annotation, biological process: potassium ion import across plasma membrane; regulation of monoatomic ion transmembrane transport. Gene Ontology annotation, molecular function: inward rectifier potassium channel activity. Bases 397 to 1713 code for a protein of 438 amino acids. The record is from RefSeq and is a predicted model, not a curated record. NCBI's taxonomy places the organism in Eukaryota, Metazoa, Chordata, Actinopteri, Cyprinodontiformes, Rivulidae.
UUAAAGUCUCGUCUUUGCUGUCACAACUACCUCCUUCACUAUAGCUGCAGAGGGUUAUGGCAGAGUUCAAAACUGUAGCAGAGGAUUCCCAACAAGCUGGAAGAACAAAGGCGAGGAGAGACUCAGGGUGGAGUUUAACUGAUCAGAUUUACGCUCCAGGAUCCAACAGUUCAAUUCACCGAUGAGGUUUAAAGCAAGCAUCAGAGAGGAGUGAGCCACCCUCACAGUCUGCCAGAGACAGACCCGGUGUCCUCCCUACAGGCUCAAGUCCUGCUGUCCACAUUUUCUCCUUGAGAUUGUCUACUGGAGCAUUCAAAACUGUUUCUCCAACGCUUCUACCAAAAACUUAGACUGUUUUCCAAACCAGAAGCGGCCCAGCCCCCUCAGGUGGAAGUGAUGGGGAGCCUGCGAAGCCACCGUUACAGCAUUGUGUCCUCGGAGGAGGAUGGCAUGAAGCUGGCAACCGUCGCUGUCCCAAACGGCUAYGGGAAUGGCAACGUCAACAAGGGGCAUACAGAGCCCCAACGCCAGAGCCGCUUCGUCAGCAAGGAUGGCCACUGCAAUGUGCAGUUUAUCAACAUGAGUGAAAAAGGCCAGCGGUACUUGGCAGAUAUCUUUACCACCUGUGUGGACAUUCGYUGGCGCUGGAUGCUGGUCGUCUUCUGCCUCUCCUUUCUUUUGUCCUGGUUGCUUUUUGGCUUCGUCUUCUGGGUCGUGGCCCUUUGUUAUGGGGACUUAGAGAAUGAGACUCAAAUAUGUGUCUCCAAUGUGGACAGCUUCACGGCUGCCUUUUUGUUUUCAGUCGAGACCCAAACCACAAUUGGCUACGGUUAUCGCUAYGUGACAGAGGAAUGCCCCAUCGCAGUUUUCAUGGUGGUGUUUCAAAGCAUCGUGGGAUGCAUCAUUGAUGCUUUUAUCAUUGGUGCUGUCAUGGCCAAGAUGGCAAAGCCCAAGAAAAGGAACGAGACCCUGGUGUUCAGCCAUUAUGCUACCGUCGCCAUGAGGGACGGUAAACUUUGCCUGAUGUGGCGGGUGGGGAACCUGAGGAAGAGUCACCUGGUCGAGGCCCACGUUAGGGCCCAGCUCCUCAAAUCCCGCACCACAGCAGAGGGAGAGUUCAUCCCUCUGGAUCAAGUCGACAUCGACGUGGGCUUCGAUAGCGGCAUAGACAGAAUCUUUCUGGUGUCUCCCAUCACCAUUGUGCACGAGAUCGACGAGGACAGUCCUUUCUACGAGAUGAGCAAACAGGAGCUGGAAUCGUCAGAGUUUGAGAUCGUGGUGAUCCUCGAGGGCAUGGUCGAGGCCACGGCCAUGACUACUCAGUGUCGGAGCUCCUACGUGGCUAGCGAGAUCCUCUGGGGUCACCGCUUCGAGCCAGUGCUCUUCGAAGAAAAGAACUAUUACAAAGUGGACUACUCGCGCUUCGACAACACCUACGAAGUGCCCAGCACACCUUGCUGCAGUGCCAGAGACCUGGCCGACAGGAAGUCAGAGGCUUCCAGCGUGAGGAACUCCUUUUGUUACGAGAACGAGGUGGCGCUCGAAAAAGCUGAACUGGAGGAAGAGUUUGAGGAGGUGGAAAGCCGGUUGAUGAGGGACGUUGAGGUCGAUCCACUUGAGGACACAAGCACAGAUCUGGUUUCAAACGCUGAAUGCAACCUAGAUCCUUUGCCUUUAGAAUCAAGGCACUUGACGGCAGAAUCAGAAAUAUGACCGUAGGUGUAAUUUACUUUAAGCUUAGUCCAAAUAUUACUUUUAAUAUUGCAGGGCAGGCUGUAAAAGAACAGUCUUCAUGCAGCAGCCUGUACACUGAACACCAAUUAAACACAGGUUAUGUUGAGUUUGGUGAUAAAUGAACUGCUUGCUUGGAGCCACAGGGAUGCAAACAGUUGCACACCAUCACACACGGUCCAUGUACUAUUUGGUAAUUUGUUUUUCAUUUUAAAAAUAGAUGCUGAAAAUGGUUGGUUAUUCUAUUUUUUAUUUUAUACUCCAAAAACAUAAGCAAUUUUUUUCUUUUUAUUUUUUAUCAAACCGAAAUUUUAGUACUAUUUUUAAGCACAAAUCAAUGCUGUGCUGCGGAACCUGCUGCGGCGCUUCAUGUGCUAAAAGCACCAGAAGCUCCAAGAAAAAAAAAAUUAACCAUCAGUGUUACACAAACUAUCAGCUAACACCUGGUAAAGAAAUGUAAAACUGGUUAGCUAGCAUCUAUUUAUUGCGGCUGCCAAAGUAAAACAUGUUUAUUCAUCCCAGUAUCCGACCAAUAAAGUUGUGUUAGAUGAGACUAAAUUUAUAAAAAAAAUACAAUCUAAAGUUAGUUGGAUAAAGAAAUUMAAAUGUAAUUAGCUAGCAUUUGCUUGUUUAUUUACAGGGAGCCACCUGUUAUUUAAAAGUUAUUUAGCUAGCGCCACCUUAAAUGGUCUGCUAACACAGUGUUGAACAGCCGCUGUGAGAAAAAUGAAAAUGACGGACAGUUUUCCCGUUUUUGGAGUAUAAAAUAAAAAUAGAAUAAUCAUCCGUUUCUUUUUCAACAUAAGUUUUUGAAACAAAAAGCAAACGACCAAAAAGUACACAGACCACAUACAUACAGUGCAUUCAGUUUCUUUAAAUAUUUUCAGAUUGCGAAAGAAAAUGUUUUAGUGUGAUUGUAAGAAAGGCUCAGAAAAAGAAUUUUGUUUGCACUUUUGCAUUAAUUGUACUAAACUUACUGAAUGAAAAGGUCACAUGUUUGCAAAUAAUGACAAAAAGUAUUAAUUUGAGCUUGAAAUUGAAAAAAUAUAUAUAAAAAGAAAAUCUAAAUUAAAAUAUUUUUUAUUAUUUUAAUAUAAAUGAUCAUUAAAAAAAAGCUGUUAAUCUAAAUUACCAACCCAAAGCAAGUUUAGUUUUUUGUUAAUGAGCUGGUCUCUUAGCAAAAUCAAAGUCUUCUUAACUGUGUUGGCCUUGUGCUGUGGUUUUAUUUUAUUUUUUUAUUUUAUUUUUGCACAGAACAUGAGUAUGCUACUCUCCUCAAUCUAUCAUUUAUGUGCAGAAUCUUUUGCAACGUGUGCCUUAACAGAAGUUCCAGUCCCCGCGGAGGAACUCGGGUGGUUUGGGUUGGAUUGAGCACACACUGCAUUAGGUCUCACGGACAAUAGAAACAUUGAAAAUAAGAUUUUUGAUGCAGGUUGCUGCCACCACUUACAUGUUYUUGUGUUUUAACGUGCAAUAUACUGAUCCGUGGUCAGAAGCGAUAGGAAGCUCCAUCCCGAGCCGAGUCGAUGAAUGUUGACAAUAAGUGCUGCUAAGUUACAUAUUGUAUAAACAGAAAUCUCAGAGCCAAACUGUAUUAAUAUUUUUUUCAGUUUGCAAAUGCAUCAUUUAGUGUUAUUUCUAGCUGUAGAAAAGCAUGAUUAAGGUGUGUUUUUUAAAGCUUCAAUGCACUUUCUUCCUCACCAGAAUUUUCUGUCCCCAAGAUUAUUCUGUGUACUUUUGUGAAACCACACUGAUUCAUCUGUUAUUAUAUAAAACCUGAUUUCUUUUCCUCAUCUAACAGUGGUUGACUGAUUCAACACUGCUUUAUUUGAAGUCAUUUUAACAUAGUUUACUUAAACAUCAGUGUUCAUGGUAGAUGAAAUGGACUUGUUAAUUUGAGUGUUGUUGGUCCAGCACUCUGWUUCUGGUGUUAUUAAAGAUCAGGAGUGAAAGUUACUGCUGCAUCGCUCAUACAGGAAUGGACGACACUUUACUUUAGUCUUACAAAGGAUUUAGCUUAAGCUAGAAGCUCGAGUGAUGUCAGCGGACAUCAGAACACUGUCGGUUUUUAGAUUUUUAUUUUUCUACAUUUUUCCCCACCCUUCUGCCGAAACCAGAUUGUACAGCUGCUUUUUUUUAAUCUUUUGUAAAUUAUAUUCCAAAACACUCUCCAGUGAUAAUGCAGUCACUGAAAACUAUUUAUGUAUGUUUUUUUUCCAAUAAAACAAUGAAAAACAUCA